GGGUCAACGCCCUCUGCCAGCUUAGCCUCUGGUUCAAGUUAAGUCAGACGAGGAGAGACUCACUUGUUUGAGCAACACUUUUGUGUAUAAAAAGACAAUGCGUGCUUGCUAGGUUCAGGAAGCUUGUAGUUUAAAAGUAUAACGAAGGAAUAGCUUGGGGUUCAAAGAUAUAUACUGACAUCAAUGGACCCUUGUCAAAUGCAGACACAUUUACGAAAGAUGAGUUUUGGAGGAGGAAACCAGUGUGGACGUUGUAAGGACACUGUUUACUUUGCAGAGGAGAUACUGUGUCACGGUCAGAGAUUCCACAAGUCCUGCUUCCUGUGCAUGGUGUGUGCAAAGCGCUUAGACAGCACCAUUGUUGCUGUUCAUCAGGAAGAAAUCUACUGCAAGGCAUGUUACCGCAAGAAGUACGGACCAAAGGGAUACGGUUAUGGCGUUGGAGCAGGAACCCUCAACAUGGACAAGGGAGAGGGUCAGGGUAUCACCCAUGAAGAACCUGGUCCUCAUCGUCCAACAACCAACCCGAAUCCGUCGAAGAUGGCUCAGAAAUUUGGAGGGUCUGAGAAGUGCCCUCGCUGUGGUAAGGCUGUCUACGCAGCUGAGAAAGUGAUCGGGGCUGGCAGUUCGUGGCACAAGACUGGUUGUUUCCGCUGUGCCUCGUGUGGGAAGGGCCUUGAGUCAACCACACUUGCUGACAAGGACGGAGAAAUCUACUGCAAAGGGUGCUACGCCAAGAACUUUGGUCCAAAAGGAUACGGCUAUGGAUCUGGGGCAGGAGUCCUGUCACUCACUCAGUAGACAGCCAAGACUGAAUAUAUAAUUUGAAUAAUGUUUGAAUCUAUUCAUUGCUCAACGCUAAUAAAGUAUAUAAUACAAGUGUAUCAGGUACCCCUUUUAAAAAAAAUAAAAAUCGCAAAUGCA
Molecule: messenger RNA, 924 nt
Organism: Nerophis lumbriciformis (worm pipefish)
Lineage: Eukaryota; Metazoa; Chordata; Actinopteri; Syngnathiformes; Syngnathidae
Source: RefSeq, a predicted model, not a curated record